Molecule: messenger RNA, 1308 nt
Organism: Alosa sapidissima (American shad)
Lineage: Eukaryota; Metazoa; Chordata; Actinopteri; Clupeiformes; Clupeidae
Exons: 6
Coding region: 114-1010 (298 amino acids)
Biological process (GO): negative regulation of T cell activation; positive regulation of interleukin-10 production; negative regulation of interleukin-12 production
Cellular component (GO): cell surface
Molecular function (GO): signaling receptor binding
Source: RefSeq, a predicted model, not a curated record
CGGCCUACAACCUCAAAGAGUUGCAGGAAGAGGUUUUGCUCAUAAAUAGACACACACACCCCCACACACACACACACACACACACACAUAGAAGUCUCGGACCGGGCUGAGUGAUGGCUGGCUGUGACGAGGGUCCAGAGGACGAUUUCUGUCUGAGGUGGACAUGGGUGAAGGUCAUCGUAAUGGUCUGCUGUUACGGCGAGGUGGUCCGAGGCGGUCAGUCUCCCGCCAAGGUGGUAACCGGGGGCAACCUGACAGCCAGGUCUGGAGACAGCGUGACGUUCCGCUGUGAGGUUCGUAAUGGCUCCCACAUCAUCACAGUGGAGUGGACCCGGUGUGACCGAGGGGCGGCGCCCAGCAAGGUCCUCGUCUUCAUGACCUCGGGGUCACAGCUGUCACUUAGCGACACCCACCAGGGACGUGUCACCAUGACGACAGCCAGCAGCUUCACCCUGAGGAACGUGAGCAUGGAGGACUUUGGGUUGUACUGCUGCAAGCUGAACGUGUUCCCUGAUGGAGUGCUGCAGGCAGAAGUGCAUCUGAAUGAAGAGGCAGACCAUGCAGCUUCUCAAAGAAACAUGCUGUUAGUCACAGGUGUUGUGUGUGCUGUAGUGUUGGUGAUUGUUGUGACGACUGUGAUUGUUUGUAAGAAGCGCAGAGUCCAGCUCCGGGACUACGUCAACGUAUCAGUGCACCAAGGGAGCGUCCCAAAAGGUCCUGAUGACACGGGACAGGAGAACGUCAAGAGUGCUGAGAACAUCAAGGGAGCAGAGGAGAACAUGAAGGGUGCAGAGGAGAACAUCAAGGGUGCAGAGCAGAACAUCAGGAGUACAGAGGAGAACAUCAAGGGUGCAGAGCAGAACAUCAGGAGUACAGAGGAGAACAUCAAGGGUGCAGAGGAGACCGACCAGCGCCAGGCGAUACUGGCACCCUGCGCCAGAUCAUGUAGAGGGUCUGUCUCACUUGGACCUGAGGAAGCAGAGAUGACGACGCAACAACACGCCACCUAGUGGUUAAACACCUGUGCUGCACGAGGAGUUGCAUUCCCAUCUCACUUUUUAUUUUGGGAAUUAUUAGCUAUAUUUAUACUUUUAUUUUGAUGACUAUUGAUUUAUAUUUCAAACCUUAUUUUAAUGUUAUGUAAACAUUUUUGUAUUUGCACAUGUACUGUAUUCUGACAUAGUUAUAAUAGCAGCAUAUGUUUUUGUUUUGUUUGGAUAGAUUAAGUGAGACUAUUCAGAAAGUAUUUAAAUCAGGAAGUAUAUAUUUAUGGAUUGAUGUCACACAUAAAGGUUACUGAUGAUGUCA